UGAACGAACACCUGUUCAAAAGACGUAACGAGUUCAAUACUUUUUCAUUCCUUCAUUACGACUACUGUAAAGAUUUAAGGUGCACAUAACUUAAAAUACCCCUGAUAAAAAAAAGACCAUUUAAAAAGUGGCCAAAAGAAUGCAAAAUUUAGGUGGCAAACAGAACUUAUCGUUUUAUGCAGACGAUGUUCAGGUGAAUGUCACAAUCCUCGAUUGAGAAUCAGUCCUUUGGGAUGAAAGGCGGUUGAAGAUACAGUAAACCACAUGUCCUGCUCAUAUGUUUCUCAGACUUCAGUUGCGUCUGAUCUUCGUAUAUUCUGCGUGUUAACAUGUGCCCUUUUGUGUUUUGGAGCAAUCCUCAAUUAGUUGCAGUGAAGAUCUAACGGCUUUCACUUCACUGAACUCAAGAUUGUGAGUGCUGAGGUAAAUUCUCGCGAUGCCUCGCCCUCUCUCUUCAUGUUUCUCUGUUUCGACCGUCGCCUUUGAGAUGAAAUCCGUUCGCCUUUAGGCUCAUUAGCAGCUGCGCAUCGUCUCUAAGCCCCUUGUGGCCGCGGGCUCAUAUAAUGUCCGCAGAGUAGUGGACUUCGUGUGUAUGGAGCUCCGUCCACUGCAUUCGGCAAACAUUGAGUUUCAUCUGCAUAUCUUUUUCAUUCUGGAGGAAAUUUGUCUGGAACUCCGUCUGUGAAAGAGUUGCAAGCAAUUUCUUCUCGUCAAUUCUCUUGUUGGAUCGCGACUAUCGGAGGUGUAAUUUUUGAUUGCUGGGCUCUCGUCAAAAAUAUGUUUUGCAUAGCAGUUAGGGUUUAGUUUCAGAGAAGGCCAUUAAAAAAGUUUUUCUCUUUUUUACAGGCCGAAACAGUCAAGAAACCUGGUUUCUGAGUUCAUGAGAAAUUGAAUUUUAAAAUUCACUUAUUUACUUCUUUUCGUUCCAGUUAUUGCACCUCGAACAGUAUUUCCAGCAUUUAGGUCUAAUAUUUCCUCUAGCCGUGCUUUUCUCGGUAAUAGCGACACUCGUGUGUGUCUAGAAUUGCAGAAUUUGUUCGAGGAGCAUAGUUGCUUCUAGAGAGUAGGAUUCUCUAAAUCUCCCCAUCCCAAUUUGCAGUGGGUCUGUUGUGUAAUGGUGAAGAGCUUGUAGUUCGACAGCCUGCGCACAAGUAUCUCAAGCCAUGCCUGCGGUGGCAGAAACUUUACGCCACCUGCAGCAUGUGGACGAAGAGCCUGCCUUGUGCAAACUAGUCCCUUCCCUGUUCUCCUCCUUUGUAGAUACAUUCGUAGACUAUGUGGUUGGAGGGCAGGUCCUCAAGAGGCUGGAGGCCCCCUCCGUUGAUCCGAAUGCAGUUGGCUCAGCCUUCACAAAGCUGGAUGGAGCUCCUCCGAUUGUUCUCAAGGAGAAAGGGCUUCAGACAUGGCUGCCGGCCCCCAAGCGCUUGAUUGCCGUAGGCGACAUCCACGGGGAUUUAGCGAAAGCACGGGCAGCCUUGCAUGUUGCUGAAGUAAUCGACGAGAAUGACCACUGGAUCGGUGGUGAGACUGUUGUUGUCCAGGUGGGAGACUUGUUGGACAGAGGUGGUGAAGAGAUCAAAGUUAUUUAUCUGCUGGAAAAGCUGCGAGGAGAGGCGCAAAAAGUAGGAGGGAAUGUUCACAUUAUGAACGGAAACCACGAAAUCAUGAACAUAGAGGGCGAUUUUCGCUACGCCACUCCUCUUGGGCUAGACGAGUUUCAACGCUGGGCGCACUGGUUCAAUUUAGGCAACGUCUUGAAGGAGAAGUGCGCAGGUCUCGGAAAAGAAGCAGAUAUAUAUCGUGACAUUUCAGACUCUUAUUCAGCUGGUUUGCGAGCUCGGAUUGCGGCAUUGAGACCUGGUGGUCCCCUUGCUUCACGGUUCCUAGCAAAACAUCCGACAGUGUUAGUUGUUGGGAGCUCGGUCUUUGUCCACGGCGGGCUACUGCCUGUCCACGUUGAACAUGGACUCGAACGCAUCAACCAAGAGGUGAGCGAGUGGAUGCUGGGCACCAAGGGGUGGAGGGGUCCUCGCUACUUGCACGGUGGCAAUGCACUCGUUUGGCUACGAAAAUAUUCUGACGUGAAGGAAAGCGAAUGUGAUUGCGAUCUUCUAAAAAGAUGCUUAGGGUCAAUAGAUGGAGCCAAGAGGAUGGUGGUCGGGCACACGAUUCAACAACCGAUAGGUCUUAAUGGUGCAUGUGACAACAAGGUGAUCCGUGUGGACGUUGGUUUAUCGAAAGGCUGCAGCGAUGGGAUGCCUCAAGUGCUUGAGAUACGUGGAGAUAGCGAGCUGCGUAUUCUCAGCUCACGAUUACCUCCCACUGUGAUUGAGUCUGGUGACAAAAAAGAUAUUGUGGAGGAGAAGCAGGGGCUUGCAUCAUUGCUAGCAGAAGCACCCAAGAGGUACGCUUGAUCAACAUUCACCUAAUUAAUUAGGUAUACGCUUAGUCUGGUAGACGUCAUUUUUUCUCCCAUCAUACAAGACUAGUGGUGUCGCAGGUCUGAAGCAGCCACGGAUACUGCUGCCUUGUAAGUAGCUGGAUAAGAUCAGAAAAAAGAAGUUUUAAGCUUUGUGGUGCAGCUGAAACUGAAAACCCUCAAUUUUCCGUCAGCGUGUGAAGAAAAGUCUGCUGCAUGUUAUUCAACGUCUGACAUUGUUCUUAAUAAAGAUGGUGGCCUUUGUGCAAACACCGCCAUUCCUGUUA
Molecule: messenger RNA, 2706 nt
Organism: Physcomitrium patens
Lineage: Eukaryota; Viridiplantae; Streptophyta; Bryopsida; Funariales; Funariaceae
Source: RefSeq, a predicted model, not a curated record